AUGACAAUCGACGUGUACGUCCACCAAAACUUAGUCAAAAGUUUCAUAUCCAAAAUGCUUAAAGUAGAAGAAAUGGUAGUAGAAAAUGUAGUAAAAACCUUUGAUAAAGACAAAGAAAGUACAGAGGAUGAUAUCAGAACCAUUCAGAAGUGGAUAAAUGAACAGCCGCACUUUUUGCAACCUUUAGAACGAAGAAGUAUUACGAACUUUCUAAUUCUUAAUAAAUUUAGUAUCGAAAAAACGAAACAGAAAAUUGACAACUAUUACACAACCAGGACCAAGUUGGAAGAGAUUUACAAGGAAAUCACUCCUAAAUUUUCAUCAUUCGUGCAAGAAUUUACUCAGAUAGCUUACUUUCUUGCACAUCCGCAAUUACUCGAUUACAACAGAGUAUACUUCUUUAAGAUUCGCAAUCCAGAUUUAACGGAACAGUUAGACAAUUACGUGAUGGCACGUUAUCUUGUGGCUUGUCAAGAAAUAAGAUUGAGACAUGAUGUCAUGAAUGGUGAUAUAUUCGUUGUCGACUGUAAACAUCUACCUUCAUCCUUCUUUUUAAAGUUAACACCGACGUUUCUAUACAAAUUUGUAUUUAUGAUUUAUCAGCAAAUUUAUUCCAUUCGAAUGAAAGCUGUCUACGUAAUCAACUUUCCUUCAUUUGGGGAAACACUAGUAAAAAUUGUAAAGACGGUCAUAAAGAGAAAAAUUUUUGAAAGAAUACAUUUCCUCUCGGAAGGGAGUCUAAUCAAUGAAAAGUUUCCUGAAGAUUUUUUACCAGUGGAUUUUGGUGGAAAAGGAAUAUCGCUUGAGAAACUACAAGAAAUAGCGGAUCUCGAAUUUGAGCAAUAUCUUAAUUUGUUCGAUUAUAAUUAUCUUGGAAAAUUCAAGGUUGAUGAAAAUCUCCGACCGGCGAAAUUGGAAAAUGACGAAAUGCUGGGGUUCCACGGCAAUUUCAAAAAGCUGAAUAUUGAUUAGUUGAGGAAGGAAGUUGUUAUGUUUAUUUUUAUGGUAUCAAAGGUUUAAUUAUGUGACUAAAUGGCAAUCUGAA
Molecule: messenger RNA, 1045 nt
Organism: Zophobas morio
Lineage: Eukaryota; Metazoa; Arthropoda; Insecta; Coleoptera; Tenebrionidae
Product: retinaldehyde-binding protein 1-like
Exons: 6
Coding region: 1-972 (323 amino acids)
Cellular component (GO): membrane
Molecular function (GO): phosphatidylinositol bisphosphate binding
Source: RefSeq, a predicted model, not a curated record